AUGCGUCGGCUCCGUCCUUGCCUGCGCGAUUCGUCUCGCCGCCUGCGCGCCUUCUCCUCCGCAGCGGCUCAUGACCUUCCAGCCGACGACUGUGUCCGGUUCGAGGACGUCGUUCGGGCGCACCACCGCAUCAGGUCGGGCAUCGUCCGAACCGAGUGCAGGCCGUCGUACCACCUCUCCAACAUGACGGGUUGUAGCAUCCACCUGAAGAAGGAGCAGUCGCAGGUCACGGGUUCCUUCAAGGAGCGCGGCGCACGCAACGCCAUCAUGUCGCUCAGCGAGGAGCAGCGGCGGCGCGGCGUGAUUGCCGCCUCUGCCGGCAACCACGCGCUAGCCCUCGCGUGGCACGGCUCGCAGCUGGGCGUGCCGGUGACAGUGGUGAUGCCGACCGUCGCGCCGAUGACCAAGGUCCAGAACUGCAGGCUCUUCGGCGCGAACAUCAUCAUCCACGGAGGCCACAUCGGCGAGGCCAAGGACUAUGCGCUGCAGGACCCCGCGCUGCAGGGACUGACCUACAUCAACGGCUACGACGACGUCGAGGUCAUCGCGGGCACUGGCACGCUCGGCAUCGAGAUGCUGGAGCAGGUCCCCGACUGCGAGGUGCUGGUCGUGCCCAUCGGGGGCGGCGGCCUCAUCGCCGGCAUCGCCCUCGCCGCCAAGACGCUCAACCCGGCGGUGCAGGUGGUUGGUGUCGAACCGCGGCGGUGCGCCUCGUACACCGCGGCGCUGCGGGCGGGACACCCGGUGACGGCGGAGGUGCUGCCGACGCUCGCCGACGGCCUCGCGGUGCCGCAGGUCGGCCCGCACGCCUUCGCCGUGGCGCGGCGGUGGGUCGACGAGGUCGUGCGGGUGGACGAGAAGGACGUCGCGCUCGCGGUGCUGCGGCUGGUCGAGGGGCAAAAGAUGGUGGUCGAGGGCGGCGGGGCGACGGGCCUGGCCGCCCUCCUGCCCGGCGGCCCGCUGGACCGACCCGACCUCAAGGGGAAGCGGGUGGUCGUCCCGCUCUGCGGCGGCAACAUCGACGUCAACGUGCUCGGCCGCGUCAUCGAGCGCGGCCUCGCCGCCGACGGGCGGCUUGUGCGCCUCACGCUGCGGGUGAGCGACCGUCCGGGCGGCAUCGCGGAGCUGACCGGCGUGCUCGCCGCGGCGGGCGCGAGCGUCAAGGACAUCUUCCACGAGCGGGCGUGGCUGCACACCUCCGUCGACCAGGUGACGAUCAAGGCGGUGCUCGAGACGCUCGGCCCGGAGCACAACGCCGCCAUCAUGCGCAGCCUCGCCGACUCCUUCCCGGCCGCGGUCGACACCAUGAGGCUCGAGGGCACAUGGACGGAGGACGGCGCCUCGAACCUGAGCGGCCGCGCGGCGGCCGUUGGGUGACGCCUUCGCGCAGCUGCACGUACGUAUCUCUCGCAAAGUAGUCUAUUGUGUUUUGCUAUUGGGAUGGCCGAUCGGAUGGAUGGGGACAUUGGAAAAGAGAAAAAAAGAAUGUUAUC
Molecule: messenger RNA, 1493 nt
Organism: Emiliania huxleyi CCMP1516
Lineage: Eukaryota; Haptophyta; Isochrysidales; Noelaerhabdaceae
Exons: 3
Coding region: 1-1377 (458 amino acids)
Biological process (GO): L-threonine catabolic process; L-serine catabolic process
Molecular function (GO): threonine deaminase activity; L-serine ammonia-lyase activity
Source: RefSeq, a predicted model, not a curated record